Molecule: messenger RNA, 866 nt
Organism: Pelagomonas calceolata
Lineage: Eukaryota; Pelagophyceae; Pelagomonadales; Pelagomonadaceae
Source: the annotation of a GenBank genome assembly
AUGCGCGGCGGCUGCCUCUUCGUCUCCCAUGGCGGCGGCCCCAUGCCGCUUCUGGGCGACCUGUCGCACGCGUCGAUGGUGAAGUUCCUGCGCGCGCACGAAUACCGACCGUCCGCGGUAUUACUGAUCUCGGCGCACUGGCAGACCACCGUGCCAACCCUGACGAGCGGCGCGCGGCCGCAAUUGAUCUACGACUACGGCGGCUUCCCGCCCAAGAGCUACCAGUACACAUAUGCCGCCAGCGGUGACCCUGCAUUGGCCAAACGAGCCGCGGCGUUGCUUCAGGCGGCUGGUAUCGCCGCGCGCCUCGACGAGAGCCGAGGGUGGGACCACGGCGUCUUCGUGCCGAUGAUGCUCAUGUUCCCGAAAGCUGAUAUACCGAUAGUAUGCCUCUCGCUGCUGACAAAUGCGGACCCCGCGAAACACUUCGAGCUGGGGCGAGCUUUGAGGCCGUUGCGGGACGAGGGCGUGCUCAUCCUCGGGAGCGGCUCGUCUUACCACAAUAUGGGCGGCUUCUUCGGCGGCGUCGCCAACUGUGUAAUCAAAUUUCGCGGACACCCGACUCACUGGUUGAUUUCCACACAGGUCGCCAACGCGGCCGAAGCGUCGGCGGCCUUCGACGCCUACCUCACGACGGCCUGUGCCGCGCCGGCGGCCGAGCGAAGGAAGCUACUGGUGGACUGGGAGCGCGCGCCGUGCGCGAGGGCGUGCCACCCGCCCGGCGGCGAGGAGCACCUGCUUCCUCUCCACGUCGUCGCCGGUGCCGCUUUUGAUGACGAGUCGGGGACGAAGCUUUGGACCGAGCCGGACUUCUUCGGCCGGGUCACGAUGAGCUCCUGGGGCUUCUCUGUAUAGUUGUGUAAAAU